Candidula unifasciata is the source of this 387-nucleotide messenger RNA. The record is from the annotation of a GenBank genome assembly. NCBI's taxonomy places the organism in Eukaryota, Metazoa, Mollusca, Gastropoda, Stylommatophora, Geomitridae.
AUGAAUCAGAAUUUGGCAGCAGACUCACAACAUCUCACAGCCGAGAAAUAUGAGCAUCUUACAGCCGAGAAAUAUGAGCAUCUCACAGCCGAGAAAUAUGAGCAUCUCACAGCCGAGAAAUAUGAGCAUCUCACUGCCGAGAAAUAUGAGCAUCUCACUGCCGAGAAAUAUGAGCAUCUCACAGCCGAGAAAUAUGAGCAUCUCACAGCCGAGAUAUAUGAGCAUCUCACAGCCGAGAAAUAUGAGCAUCUCACAGCCGAGAAAUAUGAACAUCUCACAGCCGAGAAAUAUGAGCAUCUCACUGCCGAGAAAUAUGAGCAUCUCACUGCCGAGAAAUAUGAGCAUCUCACAGCCGAGAAAUAUGAGCAUCUCACAGCCAAGAAAUAG